Molecule: messenger RNA, 597 nt
Organism: Argiope bruennichi
Lineage: Eukaryota; Metazoa; Arthropoda; Arachnida; Araneae; Araneidae
Product: low molecular weight phosphotyrosine protein phosphatase-like
Exons: 5
Coding region: 116-586 (156 amino acids)
Biological process (GO): protein dephosphorylation
Cellular component (GO): cytoplasm
Molecular function (GO): acid phosphatase activity; non-membrane spanning protein tyrosine phosphatase activity
Source: RefSeq, a predicted model, not a curated record
CUGAAAUGAAGUGUAUACUCUGCCUACUACAAUAAACAAAAACAAAAAACCGUUGCAUUAGAUAUUCCUUUCACUGUGUAUAAGUUGUGUACGAAUUUUAUACAAAUUGUUUAUAAUGGCUGAAAAGAAAAAGUCUGCUUUGUUUGUUUGCUUAGGUAACAUUUGUCGUUCACCUAUGGCUGAAGCAGUAUUUGCUCAUUUUGUUAAGGAGAGAGGUUUAUCAGACAGUUGGCUAAUUGACAGUGCUGCUACAGCUGAUUAUCAUACUGGGAAAAAUCCAGACAAAAGAGCUCGGAGUAUUAUGGAUAGGCAUUCUAUUGAAAUGAAUCAUAGAGCACGACCUCUCACUGCAGAUGAUUAUAAGAAUUUUGACUAUAUUUUUGGUAUGGAUGAAAACAAUAUACGGGACAUAAAGCGCAUGGCUCCAAAGAACAGUACUGCAAAAAUUGAGUUGCUGGGUGACUAUGACCCAGAAGGUCCUUGCAUUAUUCGUGAUCCAUACUAUGAUGAUGGAGAUGAAGGAUUUGAAGAAGUCUAUCAGCAAUGUAUACGCUGUUGUAAAGCAUUUCUUGAUAAAGAAUCCUGAUUUUGUGAUUA